Strongylocentrotus purpuratus (purple sea urchin) is the source of this 5297-nucleotide messenger RNA. RefSeq lists its product as uncharacterized. Lineage: Eukaryota; Metazoa; Echinodermata; Echinoidea; Camarodonta; Strongylocentrotidae. Gene Ontology annotation, biological process: signal transduction. Gene Ontology annotation, molecular function: protein binding. The transcript has 19 exons. The record is from RefSeq and is a predicted model, not a curated record. The coding region runs from base 403 to 3816 and encodes 1137 amino acids.
UCAUGACCGUAAUUAGAAAACCAGUCCGCAAAUAAUGCACAUCGUUGAUUCUACCCUCCCCGCUCAUACACAAAAAGCUUUAUGGACUGCACUUCAACUUCAACGCGUAGAGCGUAACCAUAACAGCGGGUAUAAACAUAAUGGCUGUAAUUCAAUGCACGUGCAUGGUUGCAUAUCAUUUAGGAGCAUAUAGCUAGCAUGGAGUAUUCGUCACUUCGCCUUUGGAAACCAAGUUUCAGAAUGAGAUACGUUUCUUCAUAAUAUUAAUGGUCAUAAAGGCAUGCAUUGGAUCUCUGAUCUGAUCGAAAGACAUUGUUACUUCAUAUAUAUAAUAUAUAAUCGCUUUAUAGGAAGUGAUUUGCACAAGCGUGACCAUUAAUACUCAAUAAUAUCGUAAAUAAAAUGGCCGAGAAAUUCGACGAGUUGAAGGAGUACAUUGAGAAGAACCCCUCGAAGCUGAACGAGCAUCUACCUCGAAUCUUAGAGGAAAUCAAGAAGGAUGACACAGGGGAUUUCAUCAAGGAGUUAAAUUAUGUAAUUCGGGAUGAGGUGAUGGAUGCAGUCAAGGCAGCGAAGAACAAGCAUGAACAGAUAAUGGCUGAAAUAUGUGUGGAAUGCAUGAAAAAGAAGACUGAGUUGCAUCUUGCCAGGGCCAAGGAUAUAUUUGACGCGAAAACGGUUAUCAAAUGGAAGGGCCACGUGGGCGCCAUCGAAAGGAUUCUUCAAGAUCUUGCGCAACCAAUCGAAUGGGUGCCCACGGACCGCGAGAAGAGAGACAUGGAACAGGGUGAAGAGAAGAACCUGUCCUGGUGGGAGUCGGGUAAACAUCUCAAGAAAACCAUUGAGGAGAUGAUCGAAGCAUUCAGUCGAGACAACAUUCUGAAGAAAGUUGCGGGAUCUUUUCUGCACCUCCUGACGGCGUGUAUGGAGAGUGCUUCUGACAUGCACAUCGUUGUGGCGCUUGGUAUAGUCGAAACCACCGAAAUGACAUGGGAGGGUACUGAAAAGCUGAUCCCUGACGUACUCGAAGCCUUUCUUAAAUGGCUUCGUCGGGAAGACACGGAUUUCGAGGGAAACCUCGAUCACAAGUACUUAGGACAUGAGAUUCCAGACUGGGACCUGCUAGAGAAUGCUGGAAAAUCAAGCGUGGCUCCCUUGAAGAAUCUCAUGGAAUAUUGUCUGGAACAAGAACUGGAGGGAGACGGGCUGCGUAAUAAACUCUCAGUCCAUGGGAAUAUUCUUCGUAAAAUCAUUUCAGGAUUCAUCGAUAAGAAAAAGGACAAUGUCAAGCUGUACCGGGAUCUCUUCCCAUACGUCGUGAAGCUUCUCAGUUGUGACGUCAAGGACUUGGAGGAAGUGGCUGCAGAAGCCAUUGGGUUACCAGAAAUCUAUGACAACGGGGAGCUCCUGGCUCCAUAUGGAGAUGCCAUAGCCGACGCCUAUCUUGAUGACAAGUGCAAAGGCACAUCAGCUGGUCUGGCCCUGAACAGCUUAUUUCGGGUUAACCCGGAAGUUGUUCUCUCACGAAUAGACCGUAUCGUUGUACUGCUGGAAGAUAUGGGAACAGAUGACAAAAUGUACCUUUAUAUGCUUCUCUAUGACGUCAGCCAACAGAAUUCAAAGGUCUUGGUACCUCACAUCGAUCUAAUGUUUGAGGACGUCUGCCACCCAUCCCUGAUGCAUUUCUGUCUCAUGACCCUGGCUAACAUCUCCCUCAAACAUGCCGAGAAGUUCGUCAAGCACGUAGACAGGUGUGUUAAAGCAUGGGAACAGAACCCGAAUGGAGCUGCUUCUGCUUCCAAGGCCAUCUCCAGUGUCGGAUGCCUCAACAAGAAAGAGGCUGGCAGAUGUUUGAAGAUCUUGUUCACCAAGCUGAAGAGCAUCGAUCCCAUGUGGACCGGUGUAGUCCUCAUGGAGGUCAAAAGGAUAGGUCAGGCCCACAAGGAAUGCCUGGCCGUUUACAAGCCCAACAUUGUGAAGCUUAAGAAGUGCCAACAGAUUGGGGUGCCCGAUCUUGUCCUGGCCCUGAUUGAUUUCCUGGAAGGCAGAAGCCUUCUGGGGCUAACUGAAGAUGUGGCCGAGCAGAGAGAAGACAUUGACGACUUAGACAAUCGGGUGACGACGACAGAAAAUGACGUUUCGAGAAUUGACGAGACCGUGGCCCAGCAGAGCGAGGAUAUCCAAAAUGUAAAGAGCGAAGUCAACGACCAGGGCGAAAGACUUGAUGAGCUGAAAGAAGUCGUGGACGAGACAGUGGAGAAAGUCGAGGAGAUCGACCAUAAGACUAUUACCAACGCACCGAAAUGGUCACGUGACGUCUCGAAGCUGUUAAACCCCGAGCAUGAACAUGACUGGCGGUUCCUGGCCGUACGGCUCGGCUACUCGGGUAAGGACAUCCGCAACUGGGCCCUGUCACCUGACCCUACCAUGGCCAUCCUGGCCGAGUGGUACACCACUCACAAGAGCAGCGACGCCACCUAUGCCAUACUCAGCGCGCUGGAAGACAUGGGAAGAACCGAUGCAGCGGAAAUCAUCACGCAGUCUUUAGAAGAAGCAGAACUGCUUGUGCCAAAAGCACCCUCGGACGAAUCUGGGAAGCCCCCGACCGUCUUCUUGAGCUACCAGUGGGACCACCAGCCCGAAGUGAAGGCCAUCAAGAAGCAUCUCGAGAUGGCAGGGUUUCCUUGCUGGAUGGACAUUGGGCAGAUGGGUGGCGGAGAUCAGUUGUUUGCUAAGAUCAGCCAGGGUAUGAGGUCAUCCAAGAUGGUGCUCUGUAUGGUGACUGAGAAAUACUCAAACUCCGAGAACUGUAACAAAGAAGUGAAUCUCGCCAAUCUACUGAACAAACCAAUCAUUCCCGUCCUCAUCGACCAAACCAAGUGGCCUCCAGAGGGCGCCAUGAGCAUGCUCUUUGCACAGCUGCUCUACAUCCAGUUCUUUAACGAGAAAGAAUACGUGAGAGGAGAAAAGUUCUGGGAGGAUGCCAAGUUCUCGGAACUCUUGGGUCAGAUAUCCUACCACGCUACCCCUGAUGAGAGCAUGGUGUCUGAUGAGUACCGAGAUUGGAUCCCGCAGGUAGAGGACGAUCCAGUCACCGUGAAGAAGGUAUCAGGAGAUGCAGAGAACUCGCCAGUGCAGCAACAGAGCCAUGCCACGGAGACUUCGGAACCCCCGUCAGUAUUCAUUUCGUACCAAUGGGACAAGCAGACUGAGAUCAAGAGACUGUUCUCACGUCUCACUGGUCUAGGAUACCACUGCUGGUUGGACAUCAAUCAGAUGGGUGGUGGGGAUCCACUCUACUCCAAGAUCGAUAAGGGAGUGAGAAAUGCCAAGGUCGUCAUUUCUUGCGUGACCCCAAAGUACGCCCUCUCCGCUAACUGCAGACGAGAAGUGAGUCUCUCGGACGCGCUCCGCAAACCCAUCAUUCCUCUGCUGCUUGAAGAGAUGACAUGGCCACCAGAAGGACCAAUGAGCAUGACCUUUACCCAGCUUCUUUACAUCGAUUUUACCAAGGAGACGAGCCAGGCCAGGUUCGAGGAUGAAAAGUUCGAUGAACUCAUCGAGAAGAUGAAUGAGCUUGCGCAGCCGAUGAUUGAGGUUAUGCCUGCUAAUGAGGAGAGAAAGGUCGAUGAGAAUCUGCAAACAACUACGCCAAAAGCAGAAGGAAAAGAGACGACCCUCACGGGUAACGAUGCUACAUCUCUUGGUGAACAGCCGACACCACUUCAACACGAUGAUCAGUCCGAAGAUAGCAACUCAUCGAGGCCUCCGUCUGGGAAAAUGAACAGAAAAUCUUCGACAUGCUUGCUUCUUUGAUGCAUUCUGAAAGACUUUAAAGCCCCUCUGUCCUAAUUGUAGCUACUUGCUCCCUCUAUAUAGAAAACUUCCCCAAUCGAUGCCUGUUGGUCCCGCAUGAUCCUCUUUUUCUUAUGCUAGUUGAGAGCUGAGUUAAUGAGAUAGCCACCUGUCAGUGACCUCGCUGUGUGGUCUUAUCCCUUCUGGCUCAGUAUUGUUGACGGUCUUUAAAGGCAGGUUAUACUACUGGCACUAUUUCAGAUUUAGGUCCACUGCUAUCUACUGCUCAAAAUGUCCUGAUGUGUCGAAAGCCAUGUCCCACAAUGCAUCACUAACCGAUGACGCGAACGUGAUGAUGGUUUGGUAUAGGAACCGGAUAUUGCUCUAUGUACACCUUCCCCGAAAGAUGGCGCAAUUGAAAAUAUAUUACAUCAGUGGUAGCGAUGUCGCUAAAUCUUUGAUAAUGACUUUUAGAUUUGUAAAGCGGAACAAUCUUUUCCUGAUAUUUAAGGUGCAAUAAGGACUGAAUAUGCUUGCCCCUGUGGCAAUCUAUUAUUUAUUAGAGAUAUUUAGGUUUACAUGUUAGACAAAAAUAAAUCGGAAGAUAAUCGACAAAUAUGAUAUUCUUCUUCUUGCAUAGAUUUGAAUGUUCCGUCCAUUUCUACAUUGAAUCAAACAUACAUUGUUGCCCACAAUGCUGUAAUAAAUUUACUUCAAUCCUAUUUUCAUGAAAAUAUAGUUGUAAUGAUAGUUUUGAUUAAUCAAGUUUAUAUCUUCUUAGGACUAUAUUGACCAGUCUCUACGACUACCUAGAUUGAUCAAUACAGGUUUCAGAAUAUCCGAACUUUAUCUAUCCAUAAUAAUUUAUACUAUCAUUAUGGCGGUGUCUGUGUGCUGCCCACUAUAUACCCAAUACUGUACUGUACACACUACACAGUUACACAUACAGGAAGAGGAAGACAUGAAACCUAAGAUUUGUUAUUGUAAAAGUGACAGGCAGGAAAUGUUACCAGUUUCCGGUACUAAUAAAAGUGUCAUUAAUGGUACAGACAGUAGAGCACAUUCCCAUUUAUUCUAACAAGUAAUAUUGUUAUGAUAUAUUUCCUGAGUAUAUAGAUGCAAUUGUUGUUAUACUACCUGUAUGAUUUGUAUGUUUUUCUGUGUAUCUCACUGUAAUUAUGUUUUAAAUAAAAUAUUGGAUUUUUUUUGGAUUGCUUUGUAAUCUUCAUUUAAGAAUAGUUGUAUUGUUUUGCUCUAUUUUAAAUGUUUUUAAUUUAUACUUUAGUAUGUCGCUAAUCAGGACCAUGAUGGAAAACAGCUUUCCUGAUCAUGUUAUUAUUCUCCAUAAACAUGUUGAAAUAAAAUAGUAAAUGAACAAAUCUAUAAUGUGACAUUACUUAUCAUGUUCUGGCUGUAAACAUUAGACAUACAUAUAAAUAUAAUUUGUUAUUACGAUUUUAUCACCUAAAUAAGGAAAUAAAGGAUGAAUUUUGAAGUUUAAA